Cicer arietinum (chickpea) is the source of this 1923-nucleotide messenger RNA. RefSeq names its product zinc finger CCCH domain-containing protein 37. The record is from RefSeq and is a predicted model, not a curated record. NCBI's taxonomy places the organism in Eukaryota, Viridiplantae, Streptophyta, Magnoliopsida, Fabales, Fabaceae. Gene Ontology annotation, molecular function: mRNA binding; metal ion binding.
AUGAAAAUGCAUUAUGAGCAGCAGCAAUCAUAUAUACUCAUGCUUCUCCUCUCAGUUUUGACUGACCUGAUACGAACCAAUUUCGUGUUGACAGUACCAUCAUUUUCUCAUUUCUCUUCAAAAUAAAUCCAAAUUAAAAAAAAAUGGAAAAUCGCAUCUACUCUUCUUACAGCCCUACCAACUACAGAGUGGGUGGAGCAACAUCAACCUCCCCGACCCGAUACUACGACCCGGAUAGCAUGUUCCUUUCUCACUAUCGCCGCACCGCUGAAGCCGCCGCCGCUGCCUCCGCUCACCGCUACUCAUCUAUCUCCGACAUCGACAUUGCUCCGCCUGGUGUUGCUUCUAGAAUCUCCUCUUCCUCAACCGCUAACUACCUAUCUCAAACUUCCCCUUGGUCUUCCGCCUUCCCCGCCGCAAAUGCCGGCUCUCUUUCGCUUGACCUCAAUCGCUCUACCGACGCGCUCUACCAUCCAACCAUUUUGAGUACAAUUGGGCAAAACGAAGCUUGGUAUACUACAAACUCACUGACCAAGCGCCCUAGAUACGAAACUGGAAGCACUUUGCCUAUUUAUCCACAGAGGCCAGGAGAGAAGGAUUGUUCCCACUAUAUGCUAACAAGAACCUGUAAAUUUGGAGAGAGCUGCAAGUUUGACCAUCCUAUUUGGGUUCCUGAGGGUGGAAUCCCAGAUUGGAAAGAGGUUCCAAAUAUUGUUCCAAGUGAAAUUCUUCCCGAGAGACCAGGAGAACCAGAUUGUCCGUACUUUCUGAAAACUAAAAAAUGCAAGUUUGGUUCACGGUGCAAAUUUAAUCAUCCAAAUGUUCCCUCUGAAAAUGCUGAUGUUUCUGGCUUACCCGAGAGGCCUCUAGAGACCCCUUGUGCGUUCUACUUGAAAACUGGAUUAUGUAAGUAUGGUGCUGCGUGCAAAUUCCAUCACCCCAAAGAUAUCCAGAUUCAGGUAUCUGAUGAAUUGAGCCAUACCGUUGAGCAAACUCAAACGAAUUCUGUGUUGGACGGUGCAACAGGAGAUUCACAACCAAUUAAUCCUCUUAUACCUCCGCUGUUGCAUAAUAGCAAAGGGCUUCCUGUGAGACUGGGGGAAGUGGAUUGUCCAUUCUACAUGAAAACUGGAAGUUGCAAGUUUGGUGCCACUUGCCGCUACAAUCAUCCUGCCAUGAAUGCAAUUAAUCCAACUAUUUCUACAUUGGCUCCUUCUGUUUUGGCAUCUUCAGCAGCUAAUCUUAACAUUGGAGUUAUUAAUCCAGCUGCAUGUCUUUAUCAAGCUUUUGACCCCAGGCUGUCAAACCCAGUGUCUCAGGUGGGAACAACACAGACUGUCUUUCCUCAGCGCCCUGGACAGAUUGAAUGUGAUUAUUAUAUGAAAACUGGCAUAUGUAAAUAUGGGGAAAGAUGCAAGUACCAUCACCCACUCGACCGCGCAACACCAUCAAUGUCAAAACUGCAAUCAACUGUUAAACUCACUCCUGCAGGAUUACCAAGAAGAGAGAAGGGUGUUGAGAUCUGCCCAUACUAUUUGAAAACUGGAACGUGCAAGUUUGGUGUAACCUGUAAGUUUGACCAUCCACCACCAGGUGAAGUGAUGGAGAUGGCUAAGUCAUCACAAGGAACUUCUACAAACAAUGGAGGAGAAACAGAUACUAAUGAAAAUGUGCUUGGUUCUGAUCCAGAAGAAGAUCAUGCUUGAAAUUUCACUCUAUUUUUCGAGUCUUUUUCACCUUUAUUUUUUCAUAUCAUGACUGGAGAAGAUCUGUUUUAUUUCCUCUUAUGGUAAAUUUCUCUGUAUUGGUACUAUUGUUUAUUAAAUGGUUAUGACCUAUGAAAAUUAUGUUCAACGAUAACUUUUGACUUUAAUAAUCUAACUUUUAUAAUCGUUAAUGUAAAUUUAGACUAGUUUUUUUAUU